GGCGUUGGUUGGACACUGCUCAGAGGAGGCGGGAACACGGGCAGAGAACGGGCGCUGGUUGGACAGUGGGUGGAGCGGGCCGUGAACACGGGCAGAGAACGGGUGCUGGUUGGACACUGCUCAGAGGAGGCGGGAACACGGGCAGAGAACGGGCGCUGGUUGGACAGUGGGUGGAGCGGGCGGUGAGCACGGGCAGGGAACGGGCGCUGGUUGGACACUGCUCAGAGGAGGCGGGAACACGGGCAGAGAACGGGCGCUGGUUGGACACUGGGCGGAGCGGGCGGUGAGCACGGGCAGGGAACGGGCGCUGGUUGGACACUGGGCGGAGCGGGCGGUGAGCACGGCGCGCGGGCGGCAGCGAUGGCGGGCGAAGCGCUGUCGCGGGUGCCGGACGUGCAGAUCGACGCCGAUGGUGUCUUCAAGUACGUGCUGGUGCGGGUGCGCGGGGCCGGUGCGCUCGCCAAGGACGUCGUGCGAGGCCACGGCUGGGCCGAGUACCACGCCGACUUGUUCGAGCGCACCGCGGAGGAGCUGGCGCGGCACGGCCUGAGCUGCGAGUGCUUGGGCGGCGGCCGCCUCUCCCACCGCCCCGAAGAGAGGAAGAUCCACGUCUACGGGUACUCGGUGGGCUUUGGACGAGCUGACCACGCUGUGACCACAGAGAAGCUGAAGGCCGAGUAUCCCAACUAUGAGAUCACCUGGGCGGAUGAAGGGUACUGACACCUCUGUCUGUGGUGCCAGCGCAGAGCUGACACAGCUGUAUGCCAUCCCAGGGCGGUGGCAGUAGGCUCCCCAUGCUCAGCCGUGCUCCAGGCUCUCCUCAUUUUCCUCUGUGUUCUUGCCUGUUCUCUGCCAUCACUGGACUGUCUCUGUGCCGAGUGCUCCCACCUCCCGGGUAUGGCAAAGCUGGUGAAGCCAGUGGUUGCUCUACCCCAGCCUCCUGGUACCAGGGGCUCAUCCCACAUGUAUCUGUGAGAAUUAAAGUCGUUGGGGGAGCACA
This is a messenger RNA of Hirundo rustica (Barn swallow), 1000 nucleotides long. RefSeq names its product phosphohistidine phosphatase 1 (gene PHPT1). Gene Ontology annotation, biological process: peptidyl-histidine dephosphorylation. The record is from RefSeq and is a predicted model, not a curated record. The transcript has 3 exons. NCBI's taxonomy places the organism in Eukaryota, Metazoa, Chordata, Aves, Passeriformes, Hirundinidae. Gene Ontology annotation, molecular function: protein histidine phosphatase activity. Gene Ontology annotation, cellular component: cytosol. Bases 361 to 720 code for a protein of 119 amino acids.